Messenger RNA from Tuber melanosporum (Perigord truffle), 1401 nucleotides. RefSeq lists its product as uncharacterized. Bases 64 to 1257 code for a protein of 397 amino acids. The record is from RefSeq and is a predicted model, not a curated record. NCBI's taxonomy places the organism in Eukaryota, Fungi, Ascomycota, Pezizomycetes, Pezizales, Tuberaceae. Gene Ontology annotation, cellular component: elongator holoenzyme complex; transcription elongation factor complex; cytoplasm. Gene Ontology annotation, biological process: tRNA wobble uridine modification. The transcript is spliced from 2 exons.
GAUACACCCUAUAUAAAUUUAAUAUUUACUGGCCAUCUACAAACCCAACUCCCUCCCACACAGAUGAGUUUCCGCAAGAAAAACCUGGUAAUAAAUCGUGGCCCCCCAGGUACAUCUACUGUGCCUGGGAUACCUCCGACCAUCCCACCAAUACUCAAGGGACCCCCACCCGGUGCUCAGCCCUCGCCCAUUAACGGGAAAUAUACAACCUCAACAGGGACACCGUCAUUGGAUUCAUUACUUGCUGGUCAUGCAGGGCUACCAUUAGGCUGCUCGCUUUUGAUUGAAGAGCCGGGAACUACGGAUUUCGGAGGAGCGCUAUUGAGGUACUAUGCUGCUGAAGGAAUUGUCCAAGGACAUGCAAUCACAGUCAUAGGAUUUGGGGAAAACUGGGUGAGGGAUCUGCCAGCUGUAGUUGGUGAUGCAGAGAAAACAGAUAGUGAGAGUGGUGGGAAAUUGAAAGAGGGAGAGCGAAUGAAGAUAGCUUGGAGGUAUGAGAGGUUGGGAGAGUUUGGAAGCGGGAUCGGUGGGAGUAGGGCCCAAAGCUUCACGAGACGAGACCCCAAAGAGGCUAGGAAUCCUGAUACAUCCACCGUACCACAUGCAUUCUGCCACUCCUUCGACCUAACAAAGCGCUUAACGAUUCCCCCGGCAGCGGAAAUAUCUUUCAUUCCCUCGCCAUCGCAAUCGCUAUCUUCGCCUGCCGCUGAAACCUCCCCAUUCGUACCGAUUCUCACCUUUCUCACAAACAUCAUCAACCAACACCCCCCCACUAUCCUCCAUCGAAUAAUUAUCCCUUCCCUUCUGUCACCAUUGAUUUAUCCCCCUUCUGCGUCCUCGCCGAGGCACCUCCUACCGUUUUUACAUUCUCUACGAGCCCUUCUUCGCCGGCAUUCAUCAAACCUUACUCUCAUGAUUUCACUUCCUCUCGAGCUUUACCCCAGAGAUACAAGCCUUGUCCGAUGGGUUGAGGUGCUCUCGGACGGGGUGCUAGAACUAACACCCCUCCCACAGCUGCAGGAUGUAAAGGGCCAGGAUCAGGCUCCACAGGGUUUGGUAAAGAUGUGGAAACUGCCGGUGCUCGGAGAGAAGGGUGGUGGUGUCGGUGGGCAGAGUGGCGAGGACCUUGCUUUCACAGUCACUAGAAAAAGGUUUGAGAUUAAGGCGUAUAGUUUACCACCUAUGGAUGAGGAGGGGGGUGAGCAUAGUGAGGGAGCAGAAAGAGGAAGGGCUACGAAGAUUGACAUUGAGUUUUAGAGCCGGAGGCGGGCUAUGCUUUCCUUUCUUUCUUGGAGGAGUUAUUAUAGAGUCCGGAGCUGAUAAUGUCCGGAAUAUAUGGCUCAAAGCUAUCUUAUCCUCUCCCGUCACUCUCGUGUCAGUUCGCAAUGUUUUAAUAGCUUU